AUGACAUGGAUACAUAUUUUAAAAAUAAAUAUAUAAAAAUCUUUAUAAUGUUUGUUUAAUAAGUGAAUGAGUUUCAUAUUUUGUCGGAAUCAUUAUAUGUUUUGCCUAGAUUUUAUAAGAAAUGUAUACAUUGAUACAAAUAAUAUAUUAAAAUGGUAGUAUUUCAAUGGCGGUUUCAAUGGAGAGGACUCUACGGUAGAAUAAAGGACUAUAUAACAUGGAAAAUUUCCCAAGUUGUGUUGACUUUUUACACUCUCACAUUCAACACACACGUGGACCAGAAUUAUAUAAUUGAUUGUCUAUUGGAACCAAUUUUUUGGUUUGUCGAUAACUUUGCUGGUAACUUAGGAAAGGUUUUUGUAUUCUGUGUAACUGUUUUAACAACAGCUGUAGUAACUAUUGCUUACUGGGUUGGAUUGCCAUAUUGGUGGCAAAAAAAUGAGUAUAUAACAGUAUUUUUGGUGGUUUUCGGCAACUGGCUACUACUGAAUAUUGUAUUUCAUUACUACAUGGGUGUUUCAACUCCUCCAGGAUAUCCUCCUCACGGUUCAAUGAUAUCAGAAGCUGCAAGUAUUUGCAAGAAAUGUAUUUCUCCAAAGCCACCCCGCACUCAUCAUUGCUCAGUAUGUGAUAGAUGUGUCCUGGCAAUGGACCAUCAUUGUCCCUGGUUAAACAACUGUGUGGGUUAUUUCAAUGUGCGUUACUUUUACCUCUACAUGGCUUACAUGGUGGCUGGAGUCGCUUUUGUCAUAAUCGCUGGUUUGGAUUUGGGCUAUCAAGUUCUUUGGGUUAAUGACACAGGUGGGUUAACACAGGAACAUGAUCCAGAUCUUAUAGGGCAUCCAGUUCGAAUGAACCAAAGUGGUGUCCUUGUACCAGUUCAAGUUAUCGCAGAGUAUGAUUCAGAGAAUUCACCUCGAGAGCAUCAUCUUCCUACGCCUGUCAUUACUGAGGCGCAGCGAAUAACUGCUCAUCCAUGGAAAAGAAAAGCUGUUGUUUUCAUGGCAGUUACAUGUUUAUCAGUACUCUUCGCUCUCGGAACAUUAAUCAUAAUGCAUGGAAAAAAUAUUAGUAAGGGUGAAACAAGUGUGGAGGCUCAUAUUAAUGCGUCACUCAGAAAACUUGAUAAAAACCAAUUUAGGAAUCCAUAUAACUUUGGGAGAAAGAAAAAUUGGAAAUUAUUCCUUGGUUUGACCCAAGGGAGGACAUUUUUCAGGAAUGUUUUAUUUCCAUCGAGGCAUCCGCCAUCGGGUAAUGGACUGACAUGGCACACGAUUCACAACGCAAUUGAAGAUUGGCCGUAAAUAUUUAUAAUAGUUAUAAUACUCUUCACAUAAUUCCAAAAUAGUGUGACAUCUUAGUACUUUGUGUGUACUUAAGAUUGAAAGAAAUGAUAUUAAUAUUUAAGAUUAAAAUAAAAUGCGAGAUAUACACUAAAAGCAAUAUAAGAUUUUAUGCGCUCAUAUUUUUUUUUUUUUUGUAGUCAUGUAGUUGAAAUUUGUAUGUUGUAGUUAAGAUAAUUGGAAAUAAAUAUAUAUAAGUAUACUUACCAUAAAAAAUAUGAUUGUGCCUUUUUUGUAAAUCUUUUUUUAUCCUAUUAUGUCAAAGUUCCAAGUUUAAUUAUUUCGAUCUGUCAAUAUCAUUCCAACAAAAAUAUUUGUAUUUAUCAUUUUGCUUUUAAUAUUUUGUUUUACUUCUUACGAUUUAUAUGAAAUAUGUUGUUUAUAUGUUAAUUAAAGAAAUCAACCGUCUUAAGUAAUCAACUUAACAUUAAAUUAUUAUAUAUUAUUAUAUUAUAACUUUACAUUAAUUUAAAGUCAGUGUCACUGGGGAUGAUGAAUUUUAUUCAAGCAUUUAAAAGUUCGUGAACCUUGAAAAUGUUAGUAUUUUUUGGGCAGUCGAAUAAUAAGUAUUAGAUUAUGCUAACUACCUGGAGAGUGUAUGUAUUUCCAAAGCCCUGUUCUCGAACAUAAACUACGUAAAUCAGAUUUAGAUGCGUCAUUAUAUCAUUAAUUGCAGAAUAUGAAAAGUGAACGCUGUAUCGGCAUCUUUAUUUGAAUCACGUCAUCAACUCGAACCGUGACUCCGUGACUUCCAUGGCGUUUUCGUCAUCUACGCGGUGUUAAUGAUAUAG
Vanessa atalanta (red admiral) is the source of this 2134-nucleotide messenger RNA. RefSeq names its product palmitoyltransferase ZDHHC16B. NCBI's taxonomy places the organism in Eukaryota, Metazoa, Arthropoda, Insecta, Lepidoptera, Nymphalidae. Gene Ontology annotation, molecular function: palmitoyltransferase activity. The coding region runs from base 153 to 1304 and encodes 383 amino acids. The record is from RefSeq and is a predicted model, not a curated record. Gene Ontology annotation, cellular component: Golgi apparatus. Gene Ontology annotation, biological process: protein palmitoylation. The transcript is spliced from 5 exons.